This is a messenger RNA of Sorghum bicolor (sorghum), 4301 nucleotides long. RefSeq lists its product as uncharacterized. The record is from RefSeq and is a predicted model, not a curated record. The coding region runs from base 456 to 3857 and encodes 1133 amino acids. Lineage: Eukaryota; Viridiplantae; Streptophyta; Magnoliopsida; Poales; Poaceae. The transcript is spliced from 27 exons.
UGUGUAGCGAAGGAACCAAACGCACCCAGUCGUUCCUCCUGCUUCCCACUCCCACCAACCUCCUCGCGUGUUCUUCCUUCUCCCAAUUUCCCUAAAUCCCGAUCUCCACUGCUAACAGGCUCCCCCUCCUGCCUCCCGCCUCUCGCCAGUCGCCUCGCGCCGUCGCCUCCGUCCUCCGCGCACCGGCUGGCGACCCUGCGUACGCACCUCCCUCUCCCCUCCCGCCUCUGCUGUACCGUGGGAGCCCGGCCAGCUGCCUAGGGUGGCCAGGCCUUGGCUCCGCCGGUGGCUGUGGCGUUGCUUUGCUCCCUAAUUUGGUUGGAUCAGGCGUGUCCUGGGAGCUAUGGUCAGUGCAUUGUCUGUUGCCAGCUAUGCUGAUUGUGAGGAAUUUGGUAGGACCUCUAUCAGGGUUUUAAAACUAGAGUGGUGCCGCCCCAGCUGGCCAGCUAUAUAAUAUGGACGAAGAAAAUGUUGUUGAGCUGCUGCAACGUUAUCGCCGUGACCGCCAAGUAUUACUCAACUACAUUCUUUCUGGCAACUUGAUCAAGAAAGUUGUAAUGCCACCUGGUGCAAUCUCUUUGGAUGAUGUAGAUAUAGACCAAGUCAGUGUUGAUUAUGUCCUCAACUGUGCUAAGAAAGGUGAACCUCUUGACCUUGGAGAUGCCAUCCGCCUUUUUCAUGAUAGCCUUGACUAUCCGUAUGUGAAUAACACUGGAGCUGUAGAGGAGUUCUAUUUACUUACAAAACCAGAAUAUUCAGGACCAGCUCCAACAAGAGAACCACCCCCUAUCCCAGCCACUGCACCAUCACCAGUUGUGAUACCACCACCGGAUGUGGAACCAGCACCAGUUAUUGUGUCAUCACCAGUUGCAGCUACCAACUUGACAAAAUCACAAUCAUUUGAUUCUCCGACCGAGAAGGAAUUAACUAUUGAUGACAUUGAAGACUUUGAGGAUGAUGAAGAUGAAUUUGAUGGUCGAAGGGCUUCUAGAAGACAUCAAACUGAUGCCAGUGAUCUACUGUUGCGGUUACCACUAUUUGAAACAGGUAUUACAGAUGAUGAUCUUCGUGAGACAGCAUAUGAGAUCCUUGUUGCUGCUGCUGGUGCUUCAGGGGGUCUUAUAGUUCCUCAGAAAGAAAAGAAAAAAGAGAAGAGGCACAGAUUAAUGAGGAAACUCGGUCGUAGUAAGAGUGAAAGUGUGGAUACCAACACUCACCGACAACCUGGUUUAGUUGGUUUGCUUGAAACCAUGCGAGCUCAACUUGAGAUAACAGAGUCCAUGGAUAUUCGAACUAGGCAAGGAUUACUCAAUGCUAUGGUUGGCAAAGUUGGAAAACGGAUGGACAAUCUUUUGAUUCCAUUGGAACUAUUAUGCUGCAUAUCCAGAGCUGAAUUUUCUGAUAUGAAAGCAUACCUUCGUUGGCAGAAGAGACAGUUAAACAUGCUGGAGGAAGGCCUCAUAAACCAUCCAGUUGUUGGAUUUGGGGAGUCAGGUCGAAAAGUCAAUGAGCUAAGGAGCCUUUUUAGAAAGAUUGAAGAAUCCGAGUCCUUGCCACCAUCUGCUGCGGAGGUUCAACGCACAGAAUGCUUAAGAUCACUGAGAGAAGUUGCCACUUCUCUAUCUGAAAGGCCUGCCCGGGGUGAUCUUACUGGUGAGGUUUGUCACUGGGCUGAUGGAUACCAUCUGAAUGUAGCAUUGUAUGAAAAGAUGCUUGGCAGUGUUUUUGACAUCUUGGAUGAGGGAAAAAUUACAGAGGAGGCGGAGGAAAUCCUUGAACUCUUGAAGUCGACUUGGCGGAUACUAGGAAUCACAGAGACUGUUCACGAUACAUGCUAUGCAUGGGUAUUAUUUCGACAGUUUGUUCUUACAGGUGAGCAAGGACUUCUGAAAGUUGUGAUUGGCCAUUUGAGGAAGAUACCUUUGAAAGAACAGCGUGGUCCGCAGGAAAGAUUAUACUUGAAAAGCCUGCGUAGUUCUGUUGAUGCUGAGGGUAGCUAUCAAGACUUCACAUUUUUCCAGUCUUUCCUGUCUCCAAUUCAGAAAUGGGUGGACAAGAAACUAAAUGACUAUCACCUACAUUUCUCCGAGGGCCCCAGCUUGAUGGCUGAUGUUGUGACAGUGGCAAUGCUUACAAGGCGGAUUCUUUGUGAAGAAAAUGACAAGAGUAAAAGAGAGCAGAAGUGUUCAUUGUUUGCACAUUUAGAAAAUUCUGAUUUUGGGCACCCAUUUACUUUUGUGCAUCAGGCACCGGAGUCUCCUGACAGAGAUCAGAUUGACCGUUACAUCACUUCUUCAGUCAAAAAUGCUUUCUUGAAGAUGGCACAUUCUGUAGAGUUCAAAGCGGAUGCUACACAUGAACAUGUUUUAGCGUCUCUAGCUGAGGAGACAAAGAAACUUCUGAAGAAAGAUACAACCAUUUUUACACCUGUUUUGACAAAAUGGCAUCCACAGGCAGCAGUUGUUUCUGCUUCUCUCAUCCAUAAACUUUAUGGAAAUAAAUUGAGACCAUUCCUUGAGCAUGCUGAGCAUCUUACGGAGGACGUGGUUUCUGUAUUUCCGGCAGCUGAUGCUUUGGAGCAAUACACAAUGUCUGUGAUGGCUUCUGUUACUGGAGAUGAUGGUUUGGAUAGCAUAUGCAGAAAUAAGCUAGCUCCAUAUCAGAUUGAAAGUAAAUCUGGUACAUUAGUUUUACGCUGGGUGAAUGGCCAACUUGAGAGAAUUGAAACUUGGGUUAAAAGGGCUGCUGACCAAGAGGAUUGGGACCCUAUAUCCGCUCAACAACGCCAUGGGAAUUCUAUUGUAGAAGUCUAUAGAAUCAUAGAAGAGACUGCAGAUCAAUUUUUUGCAUUUAAGGUUCCUAUGCGAGAUGGAGAAUUAAAUAGUCUAUGCCGUGGUCUUGACAAGGCAUUCCAAGUUUAUACACAGCUUGUUACUGCACCCCUAGUUGAUAAAGAAGAUUUAGCUCCGCCUGUUCCUGUUCUUACUCGAUAUAAAAAGGAGCUUGGAAUCAAGGCUUUUGUAAAAAAGGAGGUCCAAGAAGUUAGAACAGUUGAUGAGAGGAAAGCUAGUGAAAUUACUCAGCUUACAAUGCCAAAGCUGUGUGUACGGCUCAACAGUCUAUAUUAUGGUAUCAGCCAGUUGAGUAAGUUGGAGGACAGCAUUAAUGAGAGGUGGGCUUGGAAGAAAAGUGAAAAAACUAACAUCAGACGUACAAGUGAAAAGUCAAAGAGUGCCAUCCCUCAGAAAAAUCAAUUUGAUGGCAGUAGAAAAGAAAUCAAUACUGCUAUUGAUCGUCUGUGUGAAUUUACUGGGACAAAGGUUAUAUUCUGGGACCUGCAGCAGCCAUUUAUUGAGAAUUUAUACAGAAACGGUGUUGCUCAAGCUCGAUUGGACACCAUAACUGAAGUGCUUGAUUUGGUCCUUAAUCAACUUUGUGAUGUCAUUGUGGAACAACUGAGGGAUCGUGUGGUUACAGGGCUACUGCAAGCAUCCCUGGAUGGCUUACUUCGUGUGAUACUGGAUGGAGGUUCUACACGUGUCUUCUCUCCAAACGAUGCACCUUUUUUGGAGGAAGAUCUUGAAACCCUGAAGGAAUUUUUUAUUUCUGGUGGAGAUGGACUGCCUCGGGGAACUGUUGAAAACUUGGUCUCGCGUGUACGUCCUGUAAUAAAUCUGAUCAAGCAAGAGACCCGUGUGCUUAUUGAUGACCUACGAGAAGUUACUCAAGGGGGCAAAAGCAAAUUUGGAGUGGACUCCAAAACUCUCCUUAGGGUCCUGUGUCACAGAAAUGAUUCAGAGGCAUCACAUUAUGUAAAGAAGCAAUUCAAGAUACCCAGUUCAGCUCCGAGCGCCUGAUUGAUUGCAAACCAAAACAAAUAUGGAACAGGACAGUGCAGCCUUGCUCGUAAACCAGGAAACAGUGUUCCACCGCCCACUUGCAAGUUUGUGUAACAGUUGUGCAGUAGUAACACUAGGAUUUAGGGUGGACGCUGUAGUAAACAUGUGCACUAAUUCAAAUACAUUGGUCUUGUAUUGAUGGUAGUUUUGGUUCAUUGGAGCUUCCCCAUUUAGAUUCUUUUUGUGGACUGAAGGCAUUCCUGAUCACAAUGUCAAGAUUGAAAUUCAUGUUUCACUAUUAUUUCUAGCAUGUUUUCUUGUAGAACACUAUAAUAUGAUGAAUUGUUUGCAUUGCAUCAUUUGAUGCAAAAUUGAUGCUGCUGAAUUGCUUAAUAUAGUACUGUGUACUAUAUUAGGCGUCACAGCUAUGAUAUGAAUUCCCAAUCCAAGGUACAAGUUCUA